GGGAGGCAGAAGUUGCCCAGGAGAGGAGAAGGCGGACUCCCGCUCUGGCUUCCCUUCCUCCCCACUCCUAACAUGGGCUUCGCCCUGGAGCGCUUUGCGGAAGCCGUGGACCCGGCCUUCACGUGCGGGCUGUGCGGCCAGGUGCUGGACGAGCCGGUGUGCGCGCCUUGCGGCCACGUCUACUGCGCCAGCUGCCUGCUGCCCUGGGCGGCGCAGAGGCGCCGGUGCCCCCUCCAGUGCCAGCCUCUGGCGCCGGGCGAGCUGCGCCCCGUGCUGCCGCUGCGCAGCCUCAUCCAGCAGCUGCGCGUCCAGUGCGACUACCGCGCGCGCGGCUGCGGCCACACGGUGCGGCUGCGGGAGCUGGCGGCGCACGUCGAGCGCUGCGCCUUCCGCCUCGCCAGCCGCGGUGGCCGCCGCCGGGGCCGCUCGGCGGGCGCUGGGGACGGCGGGGCCGCGCGGGGAGCCGGGGUGCGGGGCCUCGCCUGGGGGCGGCGCGAGAAGGCGCUGGCGGCUCAGCUCUGGGCGCUGCGCAGCGAGGUGCAGCUCACGGCGCGCAAGUACCAGGAGAAGUUGACCCAGUACAUGGCUCACAUCCGCAGCCUCGCCAGGGACCCGGGCGGCGGCCUCGGCAGGGAUGGAGAACAGAAGCCCUUUACUAUUGUGUUAAAAAGAGAAAAUGACACCUUGGGAUUCAACAUUAUAGGAGGUCGACUAAAUCAGAAUAAUCCAGAAGAAUCGUCCACUGAAGGGAUUUAUGUUUCAAAAAUUUUAGAAAAUGGACCUGCUGACAAAGUCAAUGGACUGGAGAUUCAUGAUAAAAUCAUUGUGGUCAAUGGGAAGGAUCUCUCAAAAGCUACCCAUGAAGAGGCAGUGGAAGCUUUUCGAAAUGCCAAGGAGCCCAUUGUGGUGCAAGUGUUAAGGCGGACGCCGCUCAGCAGAGCCUCCUAUGGGACGGUCCCGGACGUGCAGCUCAGGAACGCCAGCACGCAGACAGACAUCACCUUUGAGCACAUCAUGGCCCUGGCCAAGCUCAGGCCACCUACCCCUCCCGUGCCAGACGUCUGUCCAUUUCUACUGUCAGACAGCUGCCAUGCUCUUCAUCCGGAGGAGCAUGAAUUUUAUGAGGACAAUGAGUACCUUUCCAGCCUGCCGGCAGAUGCAGACAGAACAGAAGACUUUGAAUAUGAGGAGAUCGAGUUGUGUCGUGUUAGCAGUCAAGAGAAGCUGGGCCUCACAGUCUGCUACCGGACGGAUGACGAAGACGAUGCAGGCAUUUAUGUCAGCGAAGUGGAUCCAAACAGCAUCGCAGCCAAAGAUGGCCGAAUUCGAGAAGGUGAUCGAAUUUUGCAAAUAAAUGGGGAAGACGUCCAGAAUCGAGAAGAGGCAGUGGCGUUGCUGGCGAGCGACGAGUGUAAGAGAAUCGUGCUGCUUGUUGCAAGACCAGAGAUUCAGCUGGAUGAAGGCUGGCUGGAAGAUGAAAGGAAUGAAUUCUUAGAGGAGUUAAACUUGGAAAUGUUGGAAAAGCAGCAUAAUGAAGCAACGCGGCGCACUGCUGAUGAGGUGGAGCAGCCAAAAAAGCAAGAGGAAGAAGAAGGUACAACAGAUACCGCGACAUCCUCCUCCAACAACCAUGAAAAAGACAGCGGGGUAGGGCGCACAGACGAAAGCUUGCGAAACGAGGAGAGCUCAGAGCAGGAGAACGCAGCCGAGGACCCCAGCGGCACAUCUUUGAAGAGCAAGCGAGAGCUGGGACACAGCCAGGAUACCCUGGGAAGCGUUGAGCUUCAGUGCAAUGAGAGCUUCGUGUCUGGUGAGUACAUUGACUCGGACUGCGUCGGCAACCACGACGAGGAGUGUGAACGGUUCCGGCAGCUCUUAGAGCUCAAGUGCAAAAUCCGCAGCCGUGGAGAGUAUGACCUGUAUUACGCCAGCAGCACGAUUGAAUGCAACCAAGGGGAGCAGGAGGGCGUAGAGCAUGAGCUACAGCUGCUAAAUGAAGAGCUGAGAAACAUUGAGCUGGAAUGCCAGAAUAUCAUGCAGGCUCACAGGCUCCAGAAAGUGACAGACCAAUAUGAGGACAUCUGGGCUUUGCAUGAUAGAGGAUUCCGAAAUUAUAACACCAGCCUAGACAUGCAGAGGGGUAAAUUAGACGACAUUAUGGAACAUCCAGAGAAGUCAGACAAGGACAGUUCUAGCGCUUACAACACAGCGGAAAGCUGCAGAAGUACCCCACUCACUGUGGACCGUUCCCCGGAUAGUUCCCUGCCCCGAAUGAUCAACCUCACCAAUAAGAAAAACCUGCGAAGCACCAUGGCCACCCAUCAGUCCUCCGGACAGAGUAGCAAAGAGUCAACAUCCACCCGAGCCAAGGCCACGGAACAGGGGUGCAGCACGGAAAGCCAGGAGCAGCUUUUGGAAACCAGCAAGUUUGCCAACCCGGAGAAGACAGUCUGUGAGCCAGUCCCUUACCUCUCGCCCUACCACAGCUCGUCCUACAGGUGCGCCAACAUCCCAGCCCACGCCAGGCAUUACCAGAGCUACAUGCAGUUAAUUCAGCAGAAGUCGGCCGUGGAGUAUGCCCAGAGCCAGCUCAGUUUGGUGAGCAUGUGCAAGGACCCUCAGAAGGUGUCCGAGCCCAAGAUGGAGUGGAAGGUGAAAAUCAGGAGCGAUGGGACCCGCUACAUCACCAAGAGGCCGGUGCGAGACCGGAUUCUGAAGGAACGUGCCUUAAAGAUCAAGGAGGAGCGCAGCGGCAUGACCACGGAUGACGACACCAUGAGCGAGAUGAAGAUGGGGCGCUACUGGAGCAAAGAGGAGCGCAAGCAGCACCUGGUGCGCGCCAAGGAGCAGCGCCGGCGGCGCGAGUUCAUGCUGCGCAGCCGGCUGGAGUGUCUGCGGGAGGCGCCGCAGAGCGGCAGCGAGGCCCGCAAGGAGCUCAGCAUCCUGGAGCUGAGCCACAAGAAGAUGAUGAAAAGGAGGAACAAGAAGAUCCUGGACAACUGGAUGACAAUCCAAGAACUGAUGACCCACGGGGCCAAGUCUCCGGAUGGCACGAGGGUGCACAGUGCCUUCCUGUCCGUCACCACGGUAUGACCCCAUGGACCCCGGAGAGUGACUUCAAGAGGGUGCUACCAGUUUGGGUAGAGUAUGAUUGCCUCGUUCAAUGUGGCGUUUUUAUAUGCAUUUUGUGACUCUUUAUAGUUUAAAUUUUUGUAAGCAAAAAAAAUAAUAAUAAUAACCUGGUAAUUUUUCAUUUGGUGUUUCAUAUACUGGUACCUUCGUUUUUGGCUGAGGUUUUUCCUUAACUUGCGAUAUAUUCAUAUUACUCAUUUAUAAAAAACAAAAUAAAACAAAAAACAAAGGGAAGGAAAACAAAAAAAAACUUGCACAAAAUACUGAGGCUGUAAUUAAGUUCCUAUUUUAAUGUAUCUAUUGUAAGUUAAAAUCUGGAUUUAUUUCUCUAGUUUGCUUAUUUUCUACUGCAAUAACAACUCAGUGCCAAAACACUUCUAUGCUUGCUUCUUGGCAUAAUACAUGUUAAACCGGUUAAUAAAGCAUAGGCUACAUCUUGUCUUAUUCACACCCCCCAAAAGAAACCCUUUUUAACAUUCUUUUGUACAUUUACCACGUAAGUGGCCCCUUGUCUGUGUCUCUGUAAAGUGUAGGUGGACAAUCUGCCUGUGAUAUGUAGUGACCUUGGUCAUGUAGCUAGAUAACUGUGGUAAUUGUGACAAUAAAAGAGAAAUAAAUUAUUAAUUAUCCUUAAGAAGUCAUUAAGGAGUGUUUUAUUUUCAUUGUCCACUGUGGUUAACAGAUAUAAAUUAGUUAUAUGUGUAUACUGUUUAAAGACUCCUAAUUGUAGAUUAUACACUGCACAUUUUCUAUAGCUUUUUUCAAUAAAGUCUUGAAAUACUUCCUUCCUCUGGAUCAUUGUGUCACAUAUUGCUCCAGGGUACAUCGCACACCAUGUAUGCCCCGUCUCACAGAUGCUAGCUAAACAUUCGACGUGCUCCCCUUGCCUGCCACCUGUGGAAGGUAAGGCCAAGAAAAACUUAGGAAAAGAUGGAGCAUAAAAGCGUUCACAAAGUGUCGGAGAUUACUAAUAAGAGUAGGAUGUAUUUUGUUUGCUUGGUCUGUUAUAAUAAAGGCUACCGUAUGGGGCCGAAAUAACAGGAAUUUAUUUCUCACAGUUCUAGAGUCUGAAACAUUCAAGAUCAAAUACACUAGAGGUUAGAAUUUCAACAUACAGAUUCAAGGGGGGCACAAUUCAACCCACUGAACUGACUGCCUUUAUUGAGUUGAUUAUUUAGGAAUAAAAUGUAAAGAACCAGCUUUGCAAGAAUUUGUAGCAUAGUCAACUAAAAAUGCCUCAUAUGUCAGUUUAUUAAACUCCAUCAUAAUGCCUGCAGAGGAAAAGGCUAUAUGAUCCACAUGCAUGCAGACAUUAGUUUCAUCAAGUUUUCAUUCAAGCCAACAGGCUGUUUUGACAUCAUGAUUACGAAGUAUCUGACUGCUUCAGGAGUUACUGUGCUGUAUGAAAUCCUUAGUGACUCCCUACCAGCUCUUGAAUCAGGCUGUGAUGCCUCAGCAUUAGGGUCAAGGCCAUCAUCAAACUUCUCACCUGUCUUCUGCUCCUCCUCAGAUCUUCUCUGAGCUAUUCUUGGCUGUUUAAUGUCUGAUCGUUUCCCUGAAGUUAUCAGAAGUUAUUCUCCUUUAUUACAAAUCCUAUGCCUCCCGUAGUGUGUAACCACACAUAAAUUUUCUUUAGGAGUAUGUUUUGAUAUCAGACUUUCUCUGUUCUUUGGAAUACACUGUUGUGCAUAUUGUUUUGUCUGCAGCAUUUUCCUCUUUAGUUACAGAAUCAUACAAAUAGAAUUUAUUGUCUCUGCAUAAAUUUUAAAUUUGUGGAAAGAGGCCCUUAUAUCCCUGUCUUUGUAAUCUCAUGGUAAAAUACCAUUCAAAUAAUAGUCAGUAUAAAUUAGGCUAAAUUAUUUUACUCAUAUUUCUCUUCCCCAUCCGGGUCCAUGUUGCUCUUUUCCUUAUUCUUCUUCCAAAUUUCUACCUUUUGAAGGGCAAUCACAGAGGAAAACAAACUAAUCCUAUUUACAUAAAAUAAAAAUCAGGACUGUAGUUUUAAAAUAGUGGUACUAAUAACAAACCAAGGCAAAAAUUUCAUCAUUUCUAAUUGUAGCCACUAUCAGUUCAAUGAGUAAGACUACUUCAAGUGCACCCAGAGUUAACUUUUAAUCUCAUAGUUUUAAAUGAAAAUGCCUGUCUACCUUAAGGGUGUGUUUCUUUCCAUACCUAGCACCUGUGGUUACUGCUUGAGCUCUGUACACACACCUUGUACCAAUGUGUGGAUUUUCUGGAAGAAACAAAAUACAGCAUUUCCAAAGUAAUCAGUUUGGUUUUAUUUUUACUAAGGCCAAAUAUGCUUGCCAAUUUUUUAAAAAAGUGUGUUGUUGGUGUUUUUCCUGUCUGUUUAUAUACUUCAAGUUGAGAAAUGUCUCUUUUUCAAAAAUCAGUGAAAAUUUGAAGUGUUAUGCUUUAUCUUUCUACAUAACCUCCUUUGUACUAUACAUGUUUUUUAAAGUAAAUUAAUAAAUCUGUUGCUCAGCAAAAAGACAAA
This is a messenger RNA of Cavia porcellus (domestic guinea pig), 5629 nucleotides long. RefSeq names its product PDZ domain containing ring finger 4 (gene Pdzrn4). The record is from RefSeq and is a predicted model, not a curated record. The transcript is spliced from 10 exons. Lineage: Eukaryota; Metazoa; Chordata; Mammalia; Rodentia; Caviidae. Gene Ontology annotation, molecular function: protein binding; ubiquitin-protein transferase activity. Gene Ontology annotation, biological process: protein ubiquitination. The coding region runs from base 73 to 3093 and encodes 1006 amino acids.